Messenger RNA from Aureobasidium melanogenum CBS 110374, 1137 nucleotides. RefSeq lists its product as uncharacterized. The record is from RefSeq and is a predicted model, not a curated record. The transcript is spliced from 2 exons. Bases 1 to 1137 code for a protein of 378 amino acids. Lineage: Eukaryota; Fungi; Ascomycota; Dothideomycetes; Dothideales; Saccotheciaceae.
AUGCGCCUGCUGACCAAAAGGCUACAAAUACAAUCGACCAUCAAAUCGCAUGCUCUCUAUCGCUUCUCGUCAUCGCGCAGCCCGCAGAAGAACGAGGAACCUCGAGGCGGCACCACCACGCCUGUACCGGAUGAAGCCUCAAUUGUGGUUUCAAAGUCGGCAUACUACUUCGAGGCUGGCUAUGGCCUCUUCGCCAAACGACCAUCACGACCUUUCCCGCCACCCUUCCUAUCACCUCCCUCAGGCUCCUUCUCAGAUCCGCUGAGUACUCAUGACCGAAGCCGCGACCGCCGUCCCUCAGUGAACGGUGUUAUGAUCCGCGGUAUCACCAACGGUGAUGAUGCUGUCCUGGUCAGCGACAACUUCAUAGCUGCAAACGAUGGUGUAGGAGCAUGGGCUAGUCGCGAAAGAGGACACGCUGCCUUGUGGUCGCGCCUCAUACUCCACUUCUGGGCCCUCGAGGCCGAGAAAGACGCAUACGGUGAUGACUCGGAGCCGGAUCCCGUCACAUAUCUCUCAAAAGCCUACCAACGCACCAUAGAUGCGACCAGUAAACCAAACGAAUGGUUUGGCACCACUACUGCUUGUGGCGCCUUUUUGCACACUGGUGCCGACAACCCGCCCCAUCCUAUACUCUAUGUAACCCAACUUGGUGAUUCUCAGAUACUGGUCAUACGACCAGAAAAACGCGAGAUCAUAUACAAAACUGCCGAGCAAUGGCACUGGUUCGACUGUCCACGACAGCUUGGUACCAACAGUCCUGACAUACCCGAUAAGAACGCCGUCAUGGACAAGGUCACAAUCGCAGAAGACGACAUCAUUCUGGCCAUGUCUGAUGGCGUCGUGGACAAUCUCUGGGAACACGAAGUUGUCGACAAUGUCCUGAAAAGUAUGGAGAAAUGGCGAUCCGGCAGUGUCCCUCAAGUGAUGCGUUCAGAUGACCAGAGUACCUACGCCGGGGGUAUGCAGUUUGUUGCCCAGGAGCUUGUCAAGGCAGCUCGCACCAUUGCCCAAGAUCCUUUCGCAGAGAGUCCGUACAUGGAACGUGCGAUCGAAGAAGGUCUCUCAAUAGAGGGCGGGAAACUCGACGACAUCAGUGUUGUCGCAGCUGUGUGCAAAAAGCGGAUGGGCAGAUGA